Medicago truncatula (barrel medic) is the source of this 1526-nucleotide messenger RNA. RefSeq lists its product as uncharacterized. The transcript has a single exon. NCBI's taxonomy places the organism in Eukaryota, Viridiplantae, Streptophyta, Magnoliopsida, Fabales, Fabaceae. The record is from RefSeq and is a predicted model, not a curated record. The coding region runs from base 357 to 1382 and encodes 341 amino acids.
UUCUGGCUCUCUCUCUGGAGCAAAUAGUACUUCUGCAAAUAGCUAGCUGAAAUAUAUGUACAAAAUCACCCGUGGGUUAUUUACUCCCUUGUUCACGCAAUACCCUUUUGCUCAAUUAACCAAGUUAAGUAAAAGUGAUGCAAGCACUUGCAGAUUUCACAAUUUCAGAGCCUUAAAAACGUGGGUGGUGGUGGAACUUUGCUGAACAAAGCUAUCUAUCUUUUCCUUCUAGCUAUUUUGUUCUUCUCUUGUCUUUGCUUCCAUACCUCUUAAAUAUUGGUAUGUGUAAGCAAAGCAAAAUAAUUAACCUCUUAGUCAGCACUUGUUUCCCUUUUCUACUAGAAUAGCUCUCAUAUAUGGAUUUGGUUAAUAGCAGUGGGAAUGGGAGUAUGCAAGAGUACGAUGAUUCACUCACUCAAUCAUCAAUCUCUCCUAAUUUCUUAAACAACCAACAACCACCUUCAACCCAUGUUGGUCCUUUUAGUAGUGCUAUGUUCCACCCUUUAUCAAAUUACUUUCAUCCAUCACAAACAACUACGCCACUUCCCAACACAGACCUUGAUACUAUCUGGUCCAAACCAGUUAGAUCCGAACCAAACAAAACCGAUCUUAACAACUUGUUACCUAUUUCUUCAUCGUCUUCACUACUACAGAACCAAAUCAUGAAUCAAUAUAAUAAUAAUGCUUCUUUUCAGCUUGCAACAAAUUUUCACACCAUGAAUGAUCAAACACGCAACAACAUCAACAUGCAGGUUGGAAAUCAAAACCCAAAGAAACGUUCAAGAGCAUCAAGGCGUGCACCUACAACUGUUCUAACAACAGACACUACAAAUUUCAGAGCCAUGGUUCAAAAAUUCACUGGUAUCCCAGAACUACCACCUUUCAUCACAUCUUCUCAUCAUUUCCCAAAAACAAGGUUGGAUCUCUUUACUUCUGCUUCAACAAUAACAUUCCCUCCUUAUAAUCUUCUUCGUCCCGUUGCACACAAUCUUCUUCCUCCAUCCUCUUCCAUUCACAACCAAUUUCUAUCUUCUUCAGUUGAUCAUUUUAAACAGCCUCUCAAUAAUAUAUACAACAUGCACAGCCAAAACCAAGCUUUCACCUUUCGAACAAUUCAUGAUCAAACACCACAAAAGCCACUGCAAAAGUACCCUCUUGGUUAUUCUUCAGCUCUUGUCUCAAAAACACAAGUACCAUCUUUGGAAAUUCCGCCAAGUACUGAUUCUCAUCUCAAAAUGGGUAAUGUCUUGGAGGAAUUAGGAAUAUUGAGGCAUGAUGAUCGUGUUAACUUGAUGAGUAGUAACAAUGGUUCAAAAGAAUGGGCCCGAAGAACUCAUCAUGACACCAUUAACAACAAUGAUUCAUGUGAUCAUAUGGAUUAAUUAAUUGUUUAAUUUCAUAAGUGUAAUUUGUAAAGCAACUGAUGCUAGUAUAAUUAAGUUCACUCAUUAUGUUUUUGUUCAUGAAAAAUGGUACUGGUAGUAUAAUUCUAAUGUAUGAAAGAGUGAAUUUUGGUAUUUCCUCAA